AUGACCGCCUCCGCCACAUCACCGGCCCCCUCCAAGGCCGAAAAGAAACAGCACAAAAGGGACAAGAAGCGCGCCCGGGAAGAGGACGCCCACGCCGACGCGGAGCGCAAGCUCAAAAAGUCAAAGAGCGUCUCCACCGACCUCAACCUCGAGGAUGCCGCCGCCGCCGCCAGUCCGGAGCAGAGAAAGGAGCGCAAGCAUAAAAAGGAAAAGGAUCGCAAGAGAAAGACCGCCGCCGACGUCGAAGCUGUGAAGAAGGAGGACAAGAAGAAGAAAAAGGACAAGAAGAAGCACACAGACCACCAGGACGGAGACGCCGAAGCACACCCUGUAGCCGCCGAUAACAGCACGCCGCAAAAAAAGCACAAGAAAAAGAAGACAACAGCUGCGGUUGUCCCGGACAGUGGCCCCGUCGUCGAGGAGAGCAGUCAUCGGAGGAAGAGCAAAAAGGACAAGAAGACCAAGUCCAGCAACCACGCCGACGACACAGCAUCCAAAAUCGCCGCCAAAAGCUCGCAACAUGUAGCAAUCCCGUCCCCGGCAGACCCCGACGACGCCAUGGACAUUGACCCGCAACCGGCCUCCUCCAUCUACCAGCCGCCCGACAUGCCCGCCAACCCGCACUUCCCCUUCUUCUCGCAGACCGUCUCCCUCUACGAGCCCCUCUACCCCACCGGCUGGGCGCAGCCCGUCACAAACGCAAAAUACCAGCACCUGCAGCACCUGCAAAACAAGUACGUCCCCGCGCUGCGCGGCGUCCUGCUCGACUACAGCAACAUCACCCUCGGCCCGGCCCCCGGGCGCGGCAAUGGCGCCGCCGCCGACGACGACGCCCCGACGACGGUCAUGUCGCGCGGCGAGUACGCCGUCGGCUUCGGCUGGAUCACGGCCGACGUCGAGCUCUUUGUGCCCAGCCGCGGCGCCUGGAUGGAGGGCAGCGUCAACCUGCAGACCGAGGGCCACAUCGGCGUCGUCUGCUUCGGCAGGUUCAACGCCUCCAUCGAGGCCCGCCGCCUGCCGCCCGCCUGGAAGUGGGUCUCCAACGACUCGUCCGACGCCCAGGGGUUCGAGGAGACGGCCUCGGUCAUCACGGCCGACGACCACGGCGUCGUCCGCCAGAUCCACAGCACGGGCUUCUGGGUCGACGGCGCCGGCGCGCGCGUCAAGGGCAAGACGCGCUUCCGCAUCCGCAACUUUGACGCCGGCACCAGCGGCGACACGAGCUACCUGAGCCUUGAGGGUACCAUGCUCGACAAGGACAGCGAGAAGAGACUGGUCAAGGAGGAGGCCCGCGCCGCGCAGGCGAGGCGGCCCGGCAAGGGCGGGCAGAGGGUGGCGCGAUACAGGGCGCCCGACUUUAGCAUGACGCGGUUCGAGGCGGAAGAGGCGGAAGCGGGCCAGGAGCAAGGCAAGGACCAGGCCGGCGAGGCUGGUGCCACUGCUAACCUAGAGCCGGAGCCAGAGCCGGAGCCGCAGGCUGGCGGGGAAGGCGAGGAUGGGGUGGAGGGAGAGGCAAGCAUCGAGGACUAG
Molecule: messenger RNA, 1530 nt
Organism: Hirsutella rhossiliensis
Lineage: Eukaryota; Fungi; Ascomycota; Sordariomycetes; Hypocreales; Ophiocordycipitaceae
Product: DNA-dependent RNA polymerase I subunit A43
Exons: 2
Coding region: 1-1530 (509 amino acids)
Biological process (GO): DNA-templated transcription initiation
Cellular component (GO): RNA polymerase I complex
Source: RefSeq, a predicted model, not a curated record